CAACAAAAAAUCGGAUGACUCACAACAAACUACCGAGCACGGAAAAAUUAAAGAUUUCUUUCGAUCCUUGAGUCGUUCGCAGACGAAAUUGUGUUAGAAGCUUUAACUAGCAAGUGAUAAAUCGAACAAAUAAUAAUGGAGUGGCUGUUUGGUAAGCGCAUGUCGCCGGACGAGAUGAUGCGGAAGAACCAGCGGGCCCUCAACAAAGCGAUGCGCGAUCUGGACCGGGAAAAGAUGAAAAUGGAACAACAGGAGAAGAAAAUCAUUGCCGACAUCAAGAAACUGGCCAAGGAGAACCAGAUGGAUGCGGUGAAGAUCAUGGCAAAGGAUUUGGUACGGACGCGCCGCUACGUCCGGAAGUUUAUGCUGAUGAAGGCCAACAUCCAGGCGGUGUCGCUGAAGAUACAGACGCUGAAAUCGCAGAAUGCCAUGGGCGAAGCCAUGAAGGGCGUCACCAAGGCGAUGACCAACAUGAACCGCCAGCUCAACCUGCCACAGAUCCAGAAGAUCCUGCACGAGUUUGAGAAACAGUCGGAGAUUAUGGACAUGAAGGAGGAGAUGAUCAACGAUGCGAUGGACGAUGCGAUGGAGGACGAGGGCGAUGAGGAGGAAACGGACGCCAUCGUGUCGCAGGUGCUGGAUGAGCUGGGUCUGCAGAUGACAGACCAACUUUCCGGAUUGCCUCAGGCAUCCGGAUCCCUUUCGGUGGCGGCAGGAACGAAAACUCCUCAAGCAGCUGCCAUCGGUGCUGCCGGUGGAUCGGGUGGACCCGGAUCCCCUACAUCGGAUACCGAUGCGGAUCUACAGGCUCGUUUGGAUAACUUACGACGGGAAUAGUAGGCUGAUAGACAUGGGUGCCGUACCGUGCUGCCUCUGAUCCACUCUCACAUGCGAAGCAUGCAUCAUUCACCUCAAAAGUGGUCACUGUGUGCCCGCCCGAAACGAAAGGGCUGCUACUUCUGAACCUUUGAGAGGAAUCAUUAAUAUGAUUGUUUGUUUUUUUACCUAUACAUUUAUAUUUAAGCUCCCGAAACAAUUCCGGAACACCUAUAUGUUUGCUUCAUGUUUAUUAACGAAUGCAUCGAUGUAAAUAUGGAAUAAAAACACGAAAAUUUGACGAGCAAGCCGUCAAAUUGUGAAUUAA
Messenger RNA from Anopheles aquasalis, 1144 nucleotides. RefSeq names its product vacuolar protein sorting 2 (gene Vps2). Lineage: Eukaryota; Metazoa; Arthropoda; Insecta; Diptera; Culicidae. Gene Ontology annotation, biological process: vacuolar transport. The record is from RefSeq and is a predicted model, not a curated record.